UUUACCCUGGCAGCCCGGGCCUCCCAAACCACCUCCCCCGUCUGUGAGUCAUUCCCAUUCCUCCAGGCUUGGAGCACUCCGAGCCUUGGUCCUGUGCGCACAGCUGCUUUUGCUUCUCCGGAGCCGAAACCAGAAGAUCCCAUCAUGUCCCGCUUUCGUCCAGCCACCACCACACAAACCACAGUCCGGCGCGAAAUCAUCAGCGACGACGAGGACUUCUUCAGGUCCCCUUUCAAGUCCAGUCCUACCACGGAAUACACGACCGUACGACGUCGCGUGGGCCCAACGGGCGUCACCACCACGACCACAACCACGACCUCUCCUGGACGUGUCCGCCCUGUCGUUACGGAACGUCGCAUCCACCGCGCUCUUGGUUCUUUUGGAGACUCUUUCGACGACGACACCUUCUUCGACCGUACGUCGUCCACGACGACCCACAGCCGUCCUAGCAAACUGACCAGGCAGGUCAGCGGGCCAGCUGACGAGUUUCGAGUUCAGUUCGAAGUCGGAGAGUUCAAAGCCAGCGAGAUCGAGGUGAAGACCAGAAACGGUAUGGUUCUGGUGAAUGCCAAACACGCAGGAGGUGCAGGGUCCAUCAGCAAGGAAUUCACGCAGCGCUGCGAGCUUCCGGACGGCGUAGAUCCCCUGAUGAUUAGGGCGUGUCUCAGCCCUCUUGGAAUCUUAACCAUCAAGGCACCGAGGGAUAUGUCCAAGUCCCGAUACGUUAGCAUGUACGAGAGGAAUGUCCCAGUCAGAAUGACCAUGUUGUAACAUUCGAAACUGUACAACAACAUCUUUUUUUUUUUUACAUAUAUUAUCCUUUUCGGAGGGCUUUGUUAACACACAGGUGCGAUAUAUCAGAUCAGAACCUGGCAUCAAAUGAAGAGAGAGUGUACAUUUUUGUAAGAUUUUUAAGCACGCGUGAUUUCGCAUACGCACGUGAAUUUUAUUUGCCUAGAAAUUCGAACAGAUGAGCGAGAAAUAUAAAGCAACUGGCACAGAAACAAGAUCAAGCAGGCGCACACUUAAAUAUUACCAGAAGAAAUUUUGAGAUUGGCGUUCGCCGAAACUAUGGUUCUCAAUUGGUAAAGACCUGUCUACUGAUAGAGCAUAGAGGGCGAAAUGAUUAUCUAAACUGAAUAUUAAAAUUAUCAUAAAUCAUCCAUGGAAGGAAACAUUACUCGGGUAGACAGAAGGAGUUUGUACGCUGCACGUCAAUUACUUUGCCGUGGCCCCGAGUUGGAAUAUGUCCACAACUACUUUGUAAAAUUUCUGUACUUUACCUAACGGUGACGAGUCGUAAAAUGUACAACCAAAAUAAAACGAUUUGUUCCCCUA
Molecule: messenger RNA, 1338 nt
Organism: Ornithodoros turicata
Lineage: Eukaryota; Metazoa; Arthropoda; Arachnida; Ixodida; Argasidae
Product: heat shock protein beta-7-like
Exons: 2
Coding region: 145-771 (208 amino acids)
Biological process (GO): protein refolding; response to heat
Cellular component (GO): nucleus; cytoplasm
Source: RefSeq, a predicted model, not a curated record